This is a messenger RNA of Salvia splendens (bonfire salvia), 795 nucleotides long. Its product is annotated as signal recognition particle 14 kDa protein. The transcript is spliced from 5 exons. The record is from RefSeq and is a predicted model, not a curated record. The coding region runs from base 90 to 458 and encodes 122 amino acids. Gene Ontology annotation, cellular component: signal recognition particle, endoplasmic reticulum targeting. NCBI's taxonomy places the organism in Eukaryota, Viridiplantae, Streptophyta, Magnoliopsida, Lamiales, Lamiaceae. Gene Ontology annotation, biological process: SRP-dependent cotranslational protein targeting to membrane. Gene Ontology annotation, molecular function: endoplasmic reticulum signal sequence receptor activity; 7S RNA binding.
UUGAAGUAAAAUUUCUGUUGCAAAAGAGCGAAGGGAAAAACCUCAAAUUUUGACUAAGUUUCUCUUCACCAUCCGUUGCCGGAAACAACAUGGUACGGUUACAGCCUGAUCCCUUCCUCAAUGAACUCACCAAUAUGUUUGAGCGGACUACAGAAAAGGGCUCUGUGUGGGUUACUUUGAAGCACUCUUCUGACAAGUCCAAGGUUAAGAGGAAUAAGAUGAAGACCGCCGGGGAAAAGAUUGAUUUUAAGUGCCUCAUUCGAGCUACAGAUGGAAAGAAAACUAUUUCAACAAUGGUCGGUCCAAAAGAUCACCAACGAUUCCAGUCCAGUUAUGCAACUAUCUUGAAAGCCCGGAUGACUGCCUUGAAAAAGAGGGAGAGGAAGGACAAGCGAAAGGUGGCAGAUUCCGAUAAAAAGCAGGACAAGAAGAAGCAACCCACCAAACCCUCUAACUAAACCGAAGCUUUCGCAACAGCUUGCACCGUGAUUUCAACAUCCACAAAACAGCAGUCGCGAUGAAGGAAGCCUCCGGCAUCCAUACAUAUCAUCAAUUUUUAUAAAUUCAGGAAAUCCCUGUUCCACGCCAGAAGCUGUUAAACCAAUGAUUAACUGCAACGAAAACGUAGAGUAGUUAUCAGCAACACACUAGCUGGUACUGUAUUUAACAUGGCACUAUAUAUAUGCACAUAAUGAUGUAUUGUUGCAUUCUACUACUUUGAAGGUUUUGGAUGCUCAAAAUAGGGGUUGUAAAACAAAUAGUGAAAAAACGUAACAUGUUUUAGAGCGUUGAAAA